GGUGCCGGCGAGCGGUGCCGGCGGGACGCGGCCAGCCCAGCUCGGCGAUGCGGCGCUGAGAGCCGCUCCGUGCCGCCGAUGGACGCCUCGCUCCGCCAGGGUGCCAGGGUAUGGCUGCGGGAGCAGGACCAGCUGCAGCCAUGCACUGUUGGCCUGUGUGCCGAUGGAAACGUGCGCUUCACCUCCGAUUACGGCACCGUGUUCCAGUACCCCAAGGCCUCCCUUUCCAUAGAAAAAGUCUUGCCCAUGCACCAGAGCAGCGUCAGUGGGGUAGAAGACAUGUCCAUGCUGGGAGACCUGCACGAAGCUGCCAUCCUGCUCAACUUGCACCAGCGCUAUCAGCAGGGUAACAUCUAUACCAACAUUGGCUCCAUCCUGGCAUCAGUGAACCCCUACAGGCCCAUCCCUGGUCUGUACAGUGCGGAUGCCAUAGAGCUGUACAGGCAGCACCGCCUGGGUGAGCUGCCUCCCCAUAUCUUCGCCACCGCUAACGAGUGCUACUGCUGUUUGUGGAAGCGUCACGACAGCCAGUGUGUCCUGAUAAGCGGAGAAAGUGGAGCUGGAAAGACUGAGAGCACCAAGCUGCUGCUGAAGUUCCUAUCAGCCAUGAGCCAGACCUCCCUUGGGGCGCCGGCCUCUGAGAAGAGCACACACGUGGAGGAAGCCAUCCUGGAGAGCAGCCCAAUUCUGGAGGCCUUUGGAAAUGCCAAGACGGUUUAUAAUAACAACUCUAGUCGCUUUGGCAAGUUCAUCCAGCUGCACUUCUCUCAGCACGGGCACAUCCAGGGCGGACGAGUCACUGACUAUUUACUGGAAAAGAACAGAGUGGUACACCAGAACCCUGGAGAGAGGAAUUACCACAUCUUCUAUGCUCUGCUGGCUGGUGUGAGUGGGGAGCUGAAAGAGAGCCUCUCCCUCGCUGAGCCAGAGACUUAUCGGUACUUGAGCCAGUCUGGCUGUGUGAAUGAUGAGAACUUGAAUGAUGGAGAAAUGUUCACUAAGGUCAUGACUGCCAUGAAGGUGGUGGACUUCAGCUCUGAAGAGAUCCGAGACAUCUUCAAACUUCUUUCUGGCACUCUUCACCUGGGAAAUGUUGAGUUUAUGACAGCUGGUGGGGCCCAGGUUACAACCAAAGCAGUGCUGAACAUUGCCAGUGACCUCCUGGGCUUAGAUGCCUUCCAGCUUUCUGAAGUCCUAACUCAGAGAUCCAUGAUUCUGCGUGGGGAAGAGAUCAGCUCCCCCCUCACUGUGGAGCAGGCAGCAGACUCCCGGGACUCCCUCUCCAUGGCACUGUAUUCCCAGUGCUUCUCAUGGCUCAUUAGCAAGAUUAAUACGAAGAUCAAAGGCAGGGAAAACUUUAAGUCAGUGGGCAUCCUGGAUAUCUUUGGCUUCGAGAAUUUCCAGGUGAAUCGUUUUGAGCAGUUUAACAUUAACUAUGCAAAUGAGAAGCUCCAGGAAUAUUUCAACAAGCAUAUCUUCUCCUUGGAGCAGCUGGAGUACAACAGGGAAGGGAUAAACUGGGAAGCUAUUGACUGGAUGGAUAAUGCGGAGUGCCUGGACCUUAUUGAGAAGAAACUGGGUCUGCUGGCUUUGGUGAAUGAAGAGAGUCGAUUCCCCAAAGGCACAGACAACACCCUUCUGGAAAAACUUCACAGCCAGCAUAUGAGCAAUCCUUACUAUGUGAAACCUCGAGUGACAGAUCAUCAGUUUGGCAUAAGGCAUUAUGCUGGUGAGGUGCUUUAUGAUGUAAGAGGUUUUCUGGAGAAGAACAGAGACACCUUUCGAGAUGACAUCUUAAACAUGCUGAAAGACAGCAGGCUGGACUUCAUCUAUGACCUUUUUGAAAGAGUCUGCAGCCGUUGCAAUGAAGAGACACUGAAGAUGGGCACCCAGAGGCGCAGACCGACUGUCAGCUCCCAGUUCAGGGAUUCUCUCCAUUCCCUGAUGGCAACACUUAGCACUUCCAACCCGUUCUUCAUCCGCUGCAUCAAACCAAACACAGAAAAGGCACCAAACCUCUUCAAUCCGGAUGUGGUUCUCAAUCAGCUCAGGUACUCAGGGAUGCUGGAGACAGUGAAAGUCCGGCGAGCAGGUUUCCCUAUCCGGUGCCUUUUCCAGGACUUUCUCAGCAGGUACAAGAUGCUUGUGAAGGUACCAAGUUUCUCAGACAACAACAAGGCUAUAUGUGCACGCUUUCUUCAGGCCUAUGACAGCAGCAAGAAAGAAUGGCAGUUGGGUAAAACCAAGGUUUUCCUGAAGGAAGCUCUCGAGCAGAAGCUGGAGAAGGAUCGGGAAGAGGAGUUAAGGAAAGCUGCUGUAGUCAUCCGGGCCCACGUCUUGGGCUACAUGGCAAGGAAGAAGUACCGGAAGGUGCUAGCCAGUGUUGUUACAAUCCAAAAGAACUACCGAGCGUACUUCUGGAAGAAGAGCCUGCUGCGCCUCAAGGCCUCUGCCAUCAUCCUGCAGAAGCACUGGCGUGGCCACCUGGCUCGCAGCCUCUACCAACACCUGCGGCAGCAGGAGCUCCGGCGGCAGCAGGAAGCAGAGGAGAGGAAGAGGCGAGAGAAGGAAGAACAGAUCAGAAGAGAGGAAGAGGAAAGACAAUGGCAAGAAGAGGAGGAGCGUAGGAGGAAGCAGAAGGAGGAAGAGGUGAAGGAAAGAGAAAAGGAACAGCUGAAUGCUCUGCUCCAGGUGGUUCCGGUGGAAACAGUAAAGACUGAGGAAGUAGAAAUUCCACUGCAGGAGGAAGAGAGACGUCAGAUGGAGGAGAUCUUAAGGCUGGAGAAGGAGAUUGAGAAGUUGCAGCAACAGAAAGAGGAUCACAUGUCUAUCAUCUGUGAAAACACCAGGAAUGAAAUCAAUCGGCAGCGGGAGGAGGAGAUCCAGAGGCUGGAAAAGGAGGCAUCUAGGGUUGCCCAGGAGUUCUUGGAGCUGCUAGAUUUUGGCAAUCUGGAUGAAAGCGUGCAGAACUUGGAGCGCUCUCUGUCUAGUGAGGGGACACUCAACAUUGACUGCAGCCUUGUCGCGCCACUGGCUGAAGAAGAGGUGGAUGAGGGUUUUCAUGCUGAUGAUGAAGUACGGCCAACUUCCAGUUUGGUGGUUGUCACUCAGCAGGACAUGAAGAACAGUGAUAACUGCCUGGGGGGAGAUGUGGGUGCAAGACUUUUGCAUCUCCAAAGGGAAGUGGGAGAGGCUGCCCCUGCUCCAGCACAACCCAUGGAAAGAACCAGUAGCCCCAGGGAGCAGAGUGCCCUCUCUGACCCAGCAGAAAGCAGUUACAGCACUGUCUCAGAUACGCUGAGGAGUAACAGUGGAGAGGUGGGAGAGCCAAUUUACAAUUCCCCUCAAGAUGUGGAGUCUGACUAUGACCAUGAUGAGUUGGAUGGCUGUGGGGAUGCAGGCAGCGCCUCAGCUGAGGCUCUGAAUGGUGAGGAAAGUCUGAGGCACUCCCACGGCACCAGCCUGGACUCCAACCGGGGCAGCCUGGAUUCGUUUUUGGACAGUGAAGAGGAAGUGGAUGUUUACAUAGAUACAGAUGAAGAGUUUUGUAACGGACGUGUCACCAUCUUCAAUGGCUCAGGACCACCCUAUUUUCACAGCUAUCUCUAUAUGAAGGGAGGUCUCAUGAACCCAUGGAGACGACGCUGGUGUGUUCUGAAGAAUGAGGCCUUUAUGUGGUUCCGCACCAAGCAGGAGGCACUGAAGUCAGGAUGGCUCUAUAAAAAAGGGGGAGGCAUGUCAACACUUUCACGACGCAACUGGAAACGUCGCUGGUUUGUGCUUCGGGAAUCCAAGCUGAUGUACUUUGAGAACGAUAGCGAGGAAAAGCUGAAGGGGACAAUUGAUAUCAGAAGGGCAAAGGAGAUUGUGGACAUUCAUGAAAAAGAGAAUGCUUUGGACAUUGUGACGGAAGACAGGGUUUAUCACAUCGUGGCAGAGUCACCUGAGGAUGCCAGCGGUUGGUUUAAUGUCCUGAGCCGAGUACAUAGUGCUACGGCGCAGCAGCUGAGGGAAAUGCAAGAUGAACAGGCCAACCCAAAGAAUGCUGUGGGAACCCUGGAUGUUGGGCUUAUUGAUUCUGUCUGUGCCUCAGACAACCCUGACAGACCAAACUCUUUUGUGAUCAUCACAGCAAAUCGAGUGAUUCAUUGCAACAGUGACACCCCUGAGGAGAUGCAUCACUGGAUCUCCCUGCUGCAGAAACCGAAAGGCGAAUCUAAGGUCGAUGGCCAGGAAUUCCUUGUGAGAGGCUGGCUUCAUAAAGAGGUUCAGAGCAGCAACAAGGUGUCCUCUCUGAAGAUGAAGAAACGCUGGUUUGUGCUGACAAACACUGCCCUUGAUUACUACAAGUCAUCUGAGCGCACAGCUGCCAAGCUUGGCACACUUGUGCUCAACAGCCUCUGCUCUGUAGUGCAGCCCGAUGAGAGGGUCUUUAAAGACACAGGCUAUUGGAACAUCAUUGUUCAUGGGCGAAAGCACUCGUACAGACUGUACACAAAGCUGCUGAAUGAAGCUAUGCGCUGGGCCUCUGCCAUUCAAGGCGUCAUUGACAGCAAAGUUCCCAUCGAAACACCUACACAGCAACUCAUUCGUGACAUUAGGGAAAACAGCACUAACCUUGAAGUAGUGGAGCAGACAUACAGGAGGAACCCAAUCUUGCGGUACACCCAGCACCCUUUGCACUCCCCUUUGCUCCCACUACCAUAUGGAGACGUUAGCGUCAACUUGCAACAAGAAAAGGGUUACAGCAGCUUGCAGGAUGAAGCAGUGAAGAUCUUUAACUCCCUUCAGGAGAUUGAGACGGUGUCUGACCCCAUACCAAUUAUCCAAGGCAUUCUUCAGACCUGCCAUGAUCUGAAGCCUCUUCGUGAUGAAGUGUAUUGUCAGCUCAUCAAACAAACGAAUCACAUGCCACAUCCCAACAGCACUGGGAACCUGCACCAUUGGCAGCUGAUGGCAUGUAUGAGCUGCACUUUUCUGCCCAGCAGAGGGAUCCUUCGCUACCUCAAGUUCCACCUGAGGAGGGUAAAAGACCUUUUUCCAGACUCAGAAAUAGACAGAUAUGCACAAUUCAUCAGUGAUUCCCUAAAGAGAACAAAGACAAGGGAGUUUGUGCCCUCGCAGGAGGAAAUACAGGCUCUUCUCACCCGUGAAGAAAUGACCACAACAGUGUACUGCCAUGGUGGGGGCUCCUGUAAAAUCACCAUCAAUUCUCAUACAAGUGCUGGGGAGGUGGUUGAAAAGCUGAUCCGAGGUUUAGCAAUGGAGGACAGCCGUAAUAUGUUCGCUCUCUUUGAACAUAAUCAGCAGGUGGACCGUGCUGUUGAGAGUCGAGUGAUUGUAGCUGAUAUCUUGGCCAAGUUUGAGAGACUUGCUGGCUCUGAGGAGGAAGAGGAGGAAGGGCAAUGGCAGCUAUAUUUUAAACUGUAUUGCUUCUUGGAUAUAGAGAAUGUUCCCAAAGACGGAGUGGAAUUUGCUUUCAUGUUUGAGCAGGCUCAUGAAAGCCUCAUAGAUGGUCAUUUUCCUGCACCAGAGGACACACUGCAGCGCCUGGCAGCACUCCGGCUGCAGUACCUUCAUGGAGAUUAUUCUAAAAUAAGCUGGAGUCUGGAUGGAAUCUACCCAGUUAACAGACUGAAAUCCAAAAUACUGCACUCCACAAAGAGCAGUGGCACCAGCAGUCACACUCUGGAGAGGAGACGGACCAGCUUCCUUGAAGGGACCUUGAAACGUGGCUUCAAAACAGGCUCUGUAAAGAAGCAGAAGGUAGAAGAAGAGCAGAUGAUGGAGAUGUGGGUGAAGGAAGAGCUGUCAGCCGCUCGUGCAAGCAUAGCACAAAAAUGGACCAAGCUGCAGGGACUCUCUCAGCAUCAGGCCAUGGUGAAAUACAUGUCCAUUGUAAAGGAGUGGCCAGGUUAUGGAUCAACCCUCUUUGAUGUUGAGUGUAAGGAGGGAGGCUUUCCAAAUGAUCUUUGGCUUGGAGUCAGCACAGAGAAUGUGUCUGUCUACAAACGUGGAGAUCCUAAGCCUCUGGAGACUUUCCAGUACGAGCACAUUGUUUUCUUUGGAGCACCACAGCCCAACACCUUCAAAAUUACAGUGGAUGAGAGAGAAAUGUUCUUUGAAACAUCCCAGGUGGGUGAGAUAAUAAAGAUCAUGAAAGCAUACAUCAACAUGAUAGUGAAGAAACGCUGCAGUGUCAAAUCAGCUACCAGUGUGGACAGUCGUGCCAGCGUCUGGACUAGGUGAUAUGAAUGGACUGCCAUGAAAGAGAGGCAGAUGUUUGAUAAUUGGUAUUGGCAACUUGCCAGCAUAAGUGUAGCAAAGAUGUUUUUAAGAACUCCACUUGAGUGACUACUGUAUUUACAAACUGAAGUGGCAUCUGCAGUACCUAGGAUUUGCACCUCUGUCCAAAGACAUUAAACAGUAACAACUUGUUAAAUAUUAACAGCCCAAACCUUGUUUUCCCUGGCUUGUCUGAUGAACAGUGUACCUUUUAAAGAAGCAAAGACAGAAGCAUCUUCCUUCUGCCUGUCCUCUCUGCUGCUUCCACAACUACCUGUCAUGUGGGUGGAAACAAAACCACAGGAAUCUGGACUACAGGAGGCAGGCUUCAGCUUCCUUGGAAAUAUUCAAUAUGCAAACAUCUGGGAUCAGGGGACCAUAGUAUGGGCUGCAAAGAGAAUAUUUUGUUUUUAUUUAUUUUGUAGGCAACUCUAAAAUAAGUCACUAGGGUUUUCUCUUCAGGAUAUAUUAAUGAUCUGAUCUGUUUGUUUUUUUUUUUUAAAAAAAGCCUUUUUGCAAUUGAAGCCAGACCGUCCAGCUAAGAGGUCAAACACUAUGUGAGAGACCACUAAACAAACAAUUAAAAACAUGUAAGGUGAGUUGUUACCUCCCAGGGUAUGGUCACAGGUACAUAUAUGUAAGAAAUGGCACUUUAAGUAAAAAUUCUGAAUACUCCAUUGUAGAAGAAAAUACUGGGGCCUAGCAUUGCUGAAAUACCUUGUCAGCUGCCAUUCUGAGUCCAUUCCACGUGGCAUCUGUUGUCUAAAAAUUAAUGACAGCCUUCUCCCUGGUACAGCUGAAAAGGUGAGAUUGAUUUAAUUGCAUUUCCAAAAAAAUCUGUUCUUCACAAACUUGGGGUUCUGGACAGAAGUCAGAGAUUUCAGUGCCUGCAUUAAGUUCCUUAUUUCUCUAGAUGGGAUUUUAUGCUGACUGGGAUCCCAAAAUUUAGUUUUAGACAAACUGUUUCCUACUGAUGAAUAGGUGCCUAGAUAACCUCUUAUAGGCAAGGAUGUAAUUCCUCUGUACUAGUGUAAACAAAUGCCAACUCCUUCAUUCUCUGUUGAGUUCUAAUUUGAACUGCUUCCAUCCCUAAAUCCCCUUCCAGUCCCCUCAAGGUCCCUACUCAGCAGCAAAACUUGAAAAUCAUGUUGUUUUGCUGAAACAACCACUUAGAGGGUUUAAUAACUACUUGCAAUUUGAAGAAGCAAAAAUUUUUCCUCCUCAGUGAAAGAUGAAAGCAGGAGACUGAAGACAACUGUCAUCGGUUUAAAUAGUACUGGGUAUAAUUAGUUACAUUGUAAAUUGGCUGCAUUAGCGAUCAAGGAGCCUUCAGGUUAGGCAGUUUGUUUUGGACUUGGGGUCCUGGACUGUCAAGGCCCUUUCAGUUUCCUAAUGGAGCUGGAAGGCAGUAUGUGAUGUGGGCCAUAGGAUCACAGAAUCAUUAAGAUUGCAGGUUUGUUUUAAAAUCAGAUGUUCCCAUUUCUGGGAGGAAGAAAAAUGGGGGCAUUUUAAGGCCUGUUAGCUGUGAAAGAGAAAUUUCACAGAACAGAAAAUGAGGAGUCACCAUGCACCAGGUUUGGUUCAAAUUCACCUUGGGCUUUUGCCAUUUCACUAAAACUCUCACGGAGUAGUGUAGUUUUGAGCCCCAUGCUGCACGAAGAUAAACCACAGUGCAGAAUCUUGCUUCUCUCUCCUCCCACGCCCACUGCAGCACGUACAAACCCUGCCCACUUGCCACACAAGCCAGCCUACAAGGACAGCCACCACUGUGUAUUGCACUUCCAACUGGAGUUUUGCCUUAAACAGCUUUACAGAAGGACCUUAUGGACAUCCCCUUUGUACCACGAGGAACAGACGGCUGGGUCACAGUGAGUGCAUGGGCAGCCUGAGCCGUGAUGCUGUAUGGGUCUGCACGCUACUACGUGGCUGUAUCAGAACAGCCUCGGUUAUCCCUGUCCUAGCUCUGCACUGUUCCCGUGUUCUGGCUCUGGGGUUGCUGCAGGCAGCUUGAACCCACUUGGGAAUGUAACUCCCGUUAGUAUUUGUUGUAAUUUUGCUCAUUUCUAUUACAGAAUUCCUUCUGCUGUCUUUUUUCUUUUUUUCUUUUUUUUUUUUUUUCAUUUGUAACUGGCUUUACAAGAUGAAAGUUGAAUAAAUUAUUGGAUUGCACAGGCUCUAUUCGCUCAGGCACUGCGUGUCCGUGUUGCGGCGUUUACUGAGAGAUCUGAGGCUCGGAAAGCGUGAGCACAAAGCAGGAGCAGCAGCACAAAGCAGGAGCAGCAGCGUGACCAGACGGCACCCGCACCGCCCACACUGCGCAUGCGCGCUGCCUGAUGUCUCUGCCGAUGUCAGCGCUGCCUCCAUUUUGAGCGUUACCCCCGGCUGCGCGCCUGGCGCUGCGUGUGGUUACGACUGGGGCCAAACUGGUGUUCCCCCGCCCCACCACUGCUCUAGGGAAGGUCCACUUAAUAAUUUGGUCAAUAAGAACUUUUUGUUGCCUUGAUAAAAGGUCACUUUCAUUCUGUUUAUGAGCACCGGCUCUACAUAUCCCACCGAGCUUCACAGUCAGCAACAACAGUGUCAUAACGGGACAUCAUUUAAAGCCUUACAGCAGUUGUGUAGGCACUUGUGGUUGACAGCUGUAUCAAUUAAGUUAAUUAAGAGCCAGGUGUACCUCAGCCUUUCUAUGACUGGCAGGACUGUGCAAGCAGCUUGGUAAAAAUUAGGCAUAAUUAAUGUUUUAAGCUGGAAAGUUACUGAUAUUCCUUUUCAAUAUAUGAAAAAGAUUUUGAUGAACUCUCCUUUUUCCUGACAGGGGCAGCAUUCAUCUGGUUUAAUUGCAGUCACAGCCCCUUUACUA
Molecule: messenger RNA, 9145 nt
Organism: Phasianus colchicus (ring-necked pheasant)
Lineage: Eukaryota; Metazoa; Chordata; Aves; Galliformes; Phasianidae
Product: unconventional myosin-X-like
Biological process (GO): axon extension
Cellular component (GO): myosin complex; cytoskeleton; axonal growth cone
Molecular function (GO): protein binding; ATP binding; cytoskeletal motor activity
Source: RefSeq, a predicted model, not a curated record